AACUGAUAGUGACUUUAUAUACUGGGAGAGAACGGUCGCGUAUAACAGAAACUCUCAAUUUCGCACAAUGGUUUUGUUUUAUUUAAGUGUUCUCAUAUUUAUAUACGGUGUUUAUUUAUAUUUGAAGAGUAAACACAAUUUUUGGAAACAAAAAGGUGUGAAAGGGCCUGAGCCUUUGCCAAUAGUUGGAAAUUUUGGCAAAGUCUUGAUAAUGCAGGAGUCUAUACGAACAUUGUGUCAAAAUGCGUAUGAGCAAUAUCCAAAUGAAAAAAUAGUUGGUUUAUACCGAGGAUAUACACCAACGCUCCUCUUGCGAGACCCAGAACUGAUCAAACAAGUUUUGAUAAAAGAUUUUGAUUUAUUUCAAGACCGAGGUAUGAGCACUAGCCGCAGUAAACUAGGCAAAAAUUUAUUUGAAGCAGAUGGUGAAACGUGGAGGGUAUUACGACAUAAACUAACACCUGUGUUCACCUCUAAAAAACUAAAGGACAUGAUACCACUUGUGGAACACUGCAUCGAUAAUUAUAUACACUAUGUAGAUACUUUAAUAGAAAAAAAUAUCCACCACGAAAUUCGAUCCUUAAAAUCAAAAUACACAUUACAAGUGAUUGGCUCAUGCGCCUUUGGUUUGCAGUUAAACACGUUCAGUGACAAAGAAGAUGAAUUCAGUAUUAUGGCUAAACGAAUAUUUAAUCCAAAACCAUUUUCAAAAGCAUUAAUGAUGGCAGAUAUGAUAAUCCCUGGAAUAAGAAAACUAUUUAAUACAGCUACUGAUGUCCAAGACUUCUUUUUAAAUCUUAUUUCAAAUGUUAUUAAACAAAGAGAACACGAACCAAUGAAACGUAAAGAUUUUAUGGAUCUUUUGAUACAAUUAAGAGAACAGGGAAAAGUUAGUCGAAAAAGUGAAGAUGGUAUACUGGAAAUAGAAUUGGAUGAUGGAUUGAUAGCAGCACAAGCAUUGAUUUUCUAUGCGGCCGGAUUCGAAACUUCAUCAGCUUCUAUGUCAUUCAUGGUCUAUGAACUCUCGUUACAUCAAGAUAUUCAAGAUAAAAUCUAUGAAGAAAUUAUUGGGAUUACUGCAAAGUACAAUGGAAAAAUUACUUACGAAUCUAUAAAAGAAAUGAUUUAUUUAGAUAUGGUAUUUGAUGAGACCUUACGUAAACAUGCCGUGGCGGGUUUAUUAAUACGUAAAUCUUUAGCAGAUUAUACUAUGCCUGAUGUCAAUGUGUACAUUCCUAAAGGCAUGCCCAUUUUCAUACCAGUUUCUGGUCUACAACUAGAUAAAAAGUAUUAUCAUAAUCCUAAAGAAUUUAAUCCUGAAAACUUUUCUGCAGAAAAGAAGGCGGCUCGUCCGCCUUGUACAUAUCUACCAUUUGGUGAGGGACCUCGCAAUUGUAUUGGAAUGCGAUUUGCAAAAGUACAGUCACUGAUGGGAAUGGCAGCCUUCCUCAGGAAAUUCCGAGUGGAGCCGAGUGCAAAAACUAAAGCGGAGCUGAACUACAAAACUACAGCAUUGACAUUGGAGAGUAAAGAUGGAAUAUGGGUGAAAAUUUCAAGACGCUGAAAAACAUGAGUAGUAAAACAAUUGCGCCACUUUUCCGCUACCUGUAUCAGGUUUUGUAACUUUAGGAUAAACCCUUGCCUUUCAAAUUUUGCACCAAAUUAUUAGGACUAUAAUACAUUCCCUCAGAUUAUUUUUUUAAUAAAUAGAAUCGAAAAA
This is a messenger RNA of Plodia interpunctella (Indianmeal moth), 1720 nucleotides long. Its product is annotated as cytochrome P450 6B7-like. Lineage: Eukaryota; Metazoa; Arthropoda; Insecta; Lepidoptera; Pyralidae. The transcript is spliced from 2 exons. The record is from RefSeq and is a predicted model, not a curated record. Gene Ontology annotation, molecular function: monooxygenase activity; heme binding; iron ion binding. Bases 68 to 1564 code for a protein of 498 amino acids.